ACGCCAUCUCCGCAAUGAUCGGGAAGUGAAGGAGCUGACAAAGGAUCUUCCUUCUGCUCUCUAUCAUCCAGUGAUCCAAUAUGCAUAGGAUCAAGUACACCUUCAAUAUAUUUUUUACUUGGCGGAAAUGCAAUAUCACAUAUUGACUGACAUAAGUGAAAGCCAUCUACGUGAAAAGCAAGCUGCGUUUCGUCGACAUCGCGACUGCAUUGCCCACGUCUGUCUGGUUGGUCCUGAAGACUAUGCGCAUGUUUGGUUGGAUACACUGGUUCACAUGGGGAAGAACCGAUGACGAUAGCGUCUUUGUUCUUGUUUCACUGCGUUACACAUUGUUGUCAUGGUCAUUUUCUCUUGCACUGCGUGUAAUGAGCCUUUACGAAAGCAAGUGGUGGAAACACAUUUUACGCGUUGUCGUGGUUGCAGAGCCAUAUCCUGUAUGGAAUGCCACAAGGAUUUUGACCGUGAUUCCUAUAAACUUCAUGCUACAUGCAUUUCUGAGCUAGGAAAGCAGAACAAACGGCGCUCUGCAGCAAAUCACAGCAUCGAUUGGACAGAAGUUAUCAAGGUGGCCAUUGAUAAAUGUCCAUCCACUGACCUUCGUAUCCGUCCAUUUUUGGAGGGUCUUUCAAAUUGCCCCAACGUCCCCACGAAGCAAAAGAAAUUUGAAAAUUUCAUGCAAUCUAAGUAUCCACGUUUGCCUCCUGAAUUGAUUAGUACCAUUUGGAACAUGUUGUCAACAGCCAAAUCCUCGUUAUCGAUGUCUUGUUGUCCCAUCAAACAAAGCCGAUCUGAUAGCAAUGCUCGCGAACUUGAAAGCUCCCGCACUCCUGCUGUAUCUCCUUUUGAUCUCCACACUGCCGCAUCAAAUGCCCUUGCAGGCAACGUUGGCCCUAUGAGUUUAACAGUUUUAAUUCGAAAGUUAUAUCCCGAAUAUCAGUCAUUUGUUUCAUCCGCAGAAAUUGCCUGGACAAAGCAUCAAUUCAAACAGGAACUCAUUCUUUUCCUAGAGUCUAGUAAUGUUUUCGACUUUUGUCCCUCCACUGGCCUUGUGCAACCCUCAAGAAAAGAUCUGAGUUUCACCAACGGCUGUGAUUCAGCUUCUCCGGGCACGAAGCCGAUCAGGAUAUCCCGCUUGGUGACCGAUGUACUCAUCUCAAAAAAUGGCCGUGUCCGGCUGAAAAGACUUAAGAAAAUGCUCUGCCAUUCUGAUGCUGUCCUGCAGCUUUCGGAAGAACAAAUUCUUGGUCGCUUGGAGAAAAAGCUACGCAAGGGAACUCGCUUUCGUCUUUCGGACGACGGUUACUACGUAUUACUGAAUGAAAAUAUGGGACUCACAUGAAUUGGGGACUAAUCAUAAAAACAAAUCAUUCUUCCAGCA
This is a messenger RNA of Dicrocoelium dendriticum, 1378 nucleotides long. The record is from the annotation of a GenBank genome assembly. NCBI's taxonomy places the organism in Eukaryota, Metazoa, Platyhelminthes, Trematoda, Plagiorchiida, Dicrocoeliidae.